AUGACCGGUACUAUAAUUGAAAACCUAAGUGGUAGAAAACUCGCAGUACUUGUAACAUUACUUUUAUUGUGUCAAGUGAUAUGUUUUCUAAUCGGCGGUUUGGUCGCACCCAUGCCAGCGAAUACACAAACCAUUUUAGGUACAGUGUGUAAAGAUACUUCUGUUAUGAAAAAUGAUACAUCGAAAUGGUUUUACAAUCGAGGUAAAGGUAGCUGCCAGACGGUUGACCUUGGCGAAACUCAUCACGAUCUGUCGGAAAGAGAUAUCGUGUUUGCAUUCCAAAUGCCCGUGCCUCGCGAGGGCGAGAGGUUUGACUACUCUAGAUGGCAACAGAAUCUAAUCGGAGUACUUCAAUUAGACGUGCGUUACCACUCACAAAUGGAGGUAAAACCGCGCAGUACGGUAACAAUAGACGCUAGACUAGCUUACCGAAACAAAGGAGACCCGGACGAUGAAUGGAAGUUGUACACGCAAUCGAUUGAAAAACGAAACCUAGACUGUGACAUUGACGUUAAAUCAGAAGAAUACUUGUACAAUUGUUCCACCAUACCACUAUUUGAGCUUGGAUCUUUAUAUCAUGACUACUACUUGUUAAAUAUAAGACUUCCAGUGAACACACCCGAUAUGAAUGUUCAUAUAGGUCACUUGCAGGAUAUAUGGGUGACUGUUAUUAAUCAAAAUGGAGGUUUCACUAAAGUCUGGCUAUCAUUAAAAACAGCUUUCUUCCCCUGCAUUAUCGCUAUACUUGUUUGGUUUUGGAAUAGAAUUCACAUGUUGGAACGUAAACCUGUUUUACUAGAAAAGAUGUUGUUGAGUUUAGGUAUAUCUCUUUGUUUACUGAACGCACCCAUUGAAUAUUUAACACUCCAGUAUGAUUUACCCUUCAUGUUGCUCUUAGGAGACAUAAGACAGGGCCUGUUCUAUGCAACAUUAUUUUCAUUUUGGCUCAUUUUUGCUGGCGAGCACAUGUUAAUUCAGGACACCUCUUCACAGAGUUCAUUGAAGCAGUACUGGCGUCAUUUGAGUGCUGUAGCUAUGGGUUGUGUAUCAUUAUUCAUAUUUGAUAUGUGUGAACGAGGAAUUCAACUCCGUAAUCCAUUUUAUUCUAUAUGGGUGACAGAUUUGGGCACUAAUUUGGCGUUAACAUUUAUAAUAUUGGCUGGCAUUUCUACUGGAGUGUACUUUUUGUUCCUAUGCUAUAUGGUGUGGAAGGUAUUCAAGAAUAUCUCUCAUAAGCGACAGGCAUUACCAACUAUGUGUUCAGUUCGACGACUACAUUACGAAGGAAUCAUAUAUCGUUUCAAGUUUCUGAUGUUGGCUACCCUUCUAUGUGCUGCUUUAACCGUUAUCGGUUUUAUUCUGGGUCAAGUUGCCGAGGGACAAUGGAAAUGGGAUGAGACCAUUGAAUUGGAAUAUACUUCGGCAUUCUUUACUGGUGUCUAUGGAAUGUGGAAUAUUUAUAUAUUUUCUCUGCUUGUAUUGUAUGCCCCAAGUCACAAGCGUUGGCCGGUUAACGAAAACACGUCUGAUACUCAGAACUUAAGCGAGGAAAUUGAAUUCAGUCCCAUUCCGGAGAGAAGUGAGAUAUCAUCGCUUACAUCGUUUAUCAGGAAGGCAACAAUUGAUUAG
Messenger RNA from Danaus chrysippus (African queen), 1629 nucleotides. NCBI's taxonomy places the organism in Eukaryota, Metazoa, Arthropoda, Insecta, Lepidoptera, Nymphalidae. The record is from the annotation of a GenBank genome assembly.